This is a messenger RNA of Lottia gigantea (owl limpet), 2913 nucleotides long. RefSeq lists its product as hypothetical. The coding region runs from base 1 to 2913 and encodes 970 amino acids. The record is from RefSeq and is a predicted model, not a curated record. The transcript is spliced from 7 exons. Lineage: Eukaryota; Metazoa; Mollusca; Gastropoda; Lottiidae.
AUGCAGACAUGUUACAUUCAACUGCAGAAAACUUCACAGAGAGACGAAAAACAUCAGAUAUUUCUCCAUCUGUCUAAAUUACUGACCUCGUCUUUGGAAUUAAUCCGAGGUCGUCAGUCGUUACAUUUCACAGCGUUAAGUACGAUCAAUCGGAUUAUAGAUAUGUGUAUAGUGCACAGGAAUUAUGAAUACGGCUCCGUUACAAAAAGUGCUGAUUUUGACACUCCGGCUGAUAACAAGGAUAUAUGGCCCUCUACUAUCAAACGUAAGGAGCAAGGAGUUGGCAAACAUGAGGAAAGUGGACAAUCCACUCUUAACAGAAUUGCCUCACUUCAUAAAAGGAGAACGAGUGUUCAUGAUACGCAUGCGGAUAAACAUAACGAUGAGGAGGAAGAUGGAAAACAUUGUCCUCUUCAUCAAAACAGGACACCGUUGGAAAUUAUGAUGUCGAUGGACCCUAGCUGCCUCAUGUCGGUGUUACAUAAUAAUAUUACUAUGCAUAAACGGAUUAUCGGUACCCGCCAAAAGUGCACUCCUUCCGUCAGGUGGCGCCACUGUACGCAUCAUUGUUUACAGAUUCUAAGUGCCCGGAUUGUUACUGUGAUGUGUCAUGGAAGUAUUGUGCAAAACAAAAUAGUGAGUGGUGGACAUGUUCGGACUUUAGUUGAAGCCUUAGAUCCUAACCAUGAUCCGCACUUACUAUGUUUAUUACUACAAGCUCUGGCCUGUAUCGCCUUAAAUCCAGCAUUUCACCAAUGUCUACAUGAUGCGGAUAUCGCUGACAUGUUGAUGCAAUUACUGCUCCCAUCUGACGAAUGGUACUAUACCAACCACAGUACUAAGUAUGCCAAAUUUGUGAAGUACCAUGCAGCAAGAAUAUUGGUGUAUAUGGGGCUGCUUCACAAACUGGGAGGACGGGUCGAUCUUUUUGAUAGAAAACCAUUUCAAGAAUUGAACACGACGGGAACCACGAACUUGUUACAGGUUCAUUCUCCUGAGGACAGUUUUAUUGAGUUGAUGGCAAUGGGGCAUAUCAUCAUCUGGAGUCCUAAUCACACCCUACAUGCAGCGUCUUUAGAGGGGUUAAUAGCCGAAAUUAUUCAAGAGGCGAUAGAGGAAGAAAAAGAAAAUCAAAAUCCAAUCAUUCAUUUAUCAGGAUCCGUGCCAAGUCUGUAUGCGGCUUCCGAAACCGACUACGGCCCACGACUUCGAACACGGAUCAUAUCACCUAUGGCGUCUUCCACGGAUUCUUUUGAUAAACUUAAUGCGUUUCAGAACGCAACCGUAAGAGAAUACAUCUUUACUGCGUUACCCAUUGUCGCUCAUCCCAUCAUCGUUCUCCGACUGAUUGCACAUAAACUCUUUGGAAAUAUGAUCCGUCGCAAAACCAUGUACUCGGACGCCAAAUUAAAACCUCCGAAAGUGGAACGUUUGGACGCAUGUCCUCCACGACGGGACACUAUCAGUGAGUGCUCAGGUGAUCCGUUGUCUAAAAGACGGAAGGCGGAUUUACAAGUUGUGAUUUCGAACCCAAUAGAUCAUAGUGCCCCGCAUAUGACAAAAUCUACCAGUGUUCAAGAACGAGAACUCCAUAAUAAAGUGAACAAUACCAAUAAAAACGGAACGACCAAAUACGCUUUACGUGCAAUAGGAGAGAGCCUGGUGACGCCGCUUGAUCUCAACAUACACCAAAGCCAAAACUCAGAACCAUUGAUAGACCCCAGUGAUUCAAUAGAUCCCAAAGCAUCCUCAUCCAAAAAGCUCUUUCGUUGGCCGAGCAAACGUCGGUUGUCCAAACCAAGCAUUGUGCAUCAACAAAGCGUUCAUCGCGAUAGCAUCGUUAGUAUUGAUGACGAGUUCGUUUCAAAGGAGCCGGAGUCGUUAGGCCAGGAUGUGGAUAUUGUGGCCUUUCAAAGAGAACUGAUCAACCUUCCAACGUUUGUGAUGGAGACGCCGCCCGUGGAUAUUUCUCCAGUGUUUUCGCGGUCUAGCUCAGUGCCGGAUAAUCUAGCUUGUCGUACUGGUCGUACGGACACAGUGACCAUUAAUGGAUCAUUCAGCCAAAUUGCUAUCAGUGGAAUGGAUCUGGAAUCUAAUCUGGAUCAGUCAAAGAAUGCUAUAGUGACUCCGCCUCAAUCCUUGGAUCAUUUAGUAACUGGAUCAUUAGUUACCAUAACAACUACGGACUGUGAUAAUAAUAUUAACAAUAUCCCCAUGGAUUCGUUGGAUGAUUCGGAUUCCCUCGUCGAUAACGUCCCAACUAAUAUCGUGGUGCAUUUUGAAGCUCCGAGCUCCCCGCAACCUUCUACCGGAAGUCAGAGCUCGCAGCAUGUUGUGUUCGAAUACCCGCCCAAUUCAGUGUGUAUGUCCAUUCCGAAUUCAUCCUCGUGUUCACAUCUUCUUCCAAAUUCCGAUUCCUUAACCCUUUCGAGUCCGGUUCAGUCUCAGCCCCAAUCGUCGUUCCCAUCUCAGCUGUCUCCGACCGCUGUCAGCCAUUGCAGUUCCAUUUCUUCUCAGUGUACGGCUAAAAGUAGCAGCCCAUUAAACAGUCCUUUUGAAAUUCCUUACACCCACCGCGGAAUAUUGAAAGUGAUGGAAACUUGGAUAUCUGUGUGUAGAGUGGAUUUAGAUGGAAAUAACGUGAUUGCUAUGGAAACGCGAGACUUUCUGAAGAAACUGUCCAUAUUAGGGCACGAUUACAAAUUAUGGUGCCAAAAAACCGGAGCAUUGCUACAUUUAGAGGAUUUAAACACUGGAGAUAGUCAUGAUAAAGAAAUUGAUGGUGCUGACAAUAUUAAUGGACAAUACUCAAAGGGGCAUGGUCACAUCAAACAUAGGUGGAUCAAUUCUUUUAGAGAGAUUAAAUCAUUAUGGUUUACAUUUGUUUAUGGAGUACCCAAAGACAUCGAGUAG